Tachyglossus aculeatus (Australian echidna) is the source of this 1549-nucleotide messenger RNA. RefSeq lists its product as uncharacterized. Gene Ontology annotation, cellular component: nucleosome. The coding region runs from base 19 to 1518 and encodes 499 amino acids. The transcript is spliced from 6 exons. Lineage: Eukaryota; Metazoa; Chordata; Mammalia; Monotremata; Tachyglossidae. The record is from RefSeq and is a predicted model, not a curated record. Gene Ontology annotation, molecular function: DNA binding; structural constituent of chromatin; protein heterodimerization activity.
ACAAAACCAAACAUACGUAUGGCUCGUACCAAGCAGACCGCUCGCAAGUCCACCGGCGGCAAGGCGCCCCGCAAGCAGCUGGCCACCAAAGCCGCCCGCAAGAGCGCCCCGGCCACCGGCGGCGUGAAGAAGCCUCACCGCUACCGGCCCGGCACCGUGGCGCUGCGGGAGAUCCGCCGCUACCAGAAGUCCACCGAGCUGCUGAUCCGCAAACUGCCCUUCCAGCGGCUGGUGCGGGAGAUCGCCCAGGACUUCAAGACGGACCUGCGCUUCCAGAGCUCGGCCGUCAUGGCCCUGCAAGAGGCGAGCGAGGCCUACCUGGUGGGGCUGUUCGAGGACACCAACCUGUGCGCCAUCCACGCCAAAAGGGUCACUAUCAUGCCCAAAGAUAUCCAGCUAGCCCGCCGCAUCCGUGGCGAGAGAGUUUUCCUGGAGAAUGUGAUCCGGGACACCGUCACCUACACUGAACAUGCUAAGAGGAAGACAGUCACUGUAAUAGACGUGGUCUAUGCACUCAAACAUCAGGGAUCUUUUAACUGUUUCCAUCAGGAAGUGUCUGAGUUGAAACUUUCUGAUAGCUGGGGUUUGCCCAAGGGAACUGAGAAGCCGGGUCUGGUUUUAAAGUUCAAUGAAAGCUACCAGAGAAACUAUAAAAGGUGGUGGCCCGUGGCAGUGGGCGGUUGUAUUUGCUUUUUGGGCUUGAGAGUGAGAGCUGCAAUCAUGUCUGGACGUGGAAAGCAAGGGGGUAAGGUUCGCGCCAAGGCUAAGACUCGCUCGUCCCGAGCCGGUCUGCAGUUCCCGGUGGGGCGCGUGCACCGUCUGCUCCGCAAAGGUAACUACGCCGAGCGGGUUGGAGCCGGCGCUCCCGUGUAUUUGGCCGCCGUGCUCGAGUACCUGACGGCCGAGAUCCUGGAACUGGCGGGCAACGCGGCCCGCGACAACAAGAAGACCCGCAUCAUCCCCCGCCACUUGCAGCUGGCCAUCCGCAACGACGAGGAGCUCAACAAGCUGCUGGGCAAGGUGACCAUCGCCCAGGGCGGCGUCCUGCCCAACAUCCAGGCCGUGCUGCUGCCCAAGAAGACCGAGAGCCACCACAAAGCCAAGGGAAUGGCUCGUACUAAGCAGACCGCUCGUAAGUCCACCGGCGGCAAGGCGCCCCGCAAGCAGCUGGCCACCAAAGCCGCCCGCAAGAGCGCCCCGGCCACCGGCGGCGUGAAGAAGCCUCACCGCUACCGGCCCGGCACCGUGGCGCUACGGGAGAUCCGCCGCUACCAGAAGUCCACCGAGCUGCUGAUCCGCAAACUGCCCUUCCAGCGGCUGGUGCGGGAGAUCGCCCAGGACUUCAAGACAGACCUGCGCUUCCAGAGCUCGGCCGUCAUGGCCCUGCAAGAGGCGAGUGAGGCCUACCUGGUGGGGCUGUUCGAGGACACCAACCUGUGUGCCAUCCACGCCAAGAGAGUGACCAUUAUGCCCAAAGACAUCCAGCUAGCCCGCCGCAUCCGUGGGGAGAGGGCUUAAACCUGUUAAUCGACAUCGCUUAUUGCUAGCA